CCUUCAUCAUGGUAUUUACCCUCCCACCAGUUUCAUCAAUCUCAGAUCUGCCUCGGGAGGAGAUCGUGCAAAUCCUGGGUCACUUAUUCGAGCCUGCUCCGGCAUUGGUGGAGUUAGUCCUCCCCGGUCUACAACAAGAUUCAUUCCCAGGUUCAUCUCUGCCCGCUGUUCAUUCACGUCUUCCGCGAGUCUGACUGGCAACCACGAACAGACUACCCCACCCUCAUCGCACACAUCCACACCAAACUCCUCUCCC
Saitoella complicata NRRL Y-17804 is the source of this 256-nucleotide messenger RNA. RefSeq lists its product as uncharacterized. Lineage: Eukaryota; Fungi; Ascomycota; Saitoellomycetes; Saitoellales; Saitoellaceae. Bases 9 to 194 code for a protein of 61 amino acids. The record is from RefSeq and is a predicted model, not a curated record. The transcript has a single exon.